This is a messenger RNA of Paramuricea clavata, 12381 nucleotides long. NCBI's taxonomy places the organism in Eukaryota, Metazoa, Cnidaria, Anthozoa, Malacalcyonacea, Plexauridae. The record is from the annotation of a GenBank genome assembly.
AUGACCGGAAAAUCCACAAAAGUCAACAUUUAUAUUACUGUAUUUCUAGGUUUUAUCGACUCAUUCUUGCCUGAAGACUACAAAGAUGGAAAUACUAUUGAGGUAAUUAAAAGUGGUCCUAAGGCCUGUUUCAAACGUCCCGCUUCUCAUGUGCCGAACGAACGCAUAAUUAGAAACAAUAGCUAAUCAGCUGAAAUGGCACAUUAUCUAUAUUGUUUCUAAUGCGUUUGGCACACACAAGUGCGACGUUUGAAACAGGUCUUAGCCGAUUUAUGAACACCAAGCAUACUUUCUUGAUUUAUAUUAAAAACUGAUUGUAAACAAUUUAGUGGCAAAAACGAACCAUGACUGAGGAAGUCUUCCUGUCUUAAACGCAGACCUGGAAAUAGUGGUGGAUCCUGGGAUCGACGUUCCUAGAAAAUGUUUUGAUUGCUAGAAAGGAUUUUCAAUUUUCUUUGGCAGCAAGUUUUAAAAUUUCUUUAAAAAAAAUUAUCCGUAAAAUUCAACAAAAAGGUUAACAAUUUCCCAGUCAAAGAAAUUUUCUUAGAACUGUAAACGCUGAUAUAAGUGAUAUCACCUGAUGCACAAAUGGGUCUCAAAAAAAGUUUUUUUCACUUGACCAUACAUAAAAAUAUUCCUUGAAAUUUAAAUUUCAUUACCACACAACUUGCAAAUGUCAAAUUAGGUAGUAAUAAAUGCUUAUAAGUUAUAACUACAACUGUAAUAAGCUAUUUUAUUAUAUGGCUUUUCAAAAUUUUCCGUAUCUGGACCGGUGUCCCGGAUGUCGUUUAUCUGGAGGGAAAUUUUUGCUUUGCAAACAGAAAAAUUUUUUGCUUUUUAAUUUUCCAAUCGUGUGUCAUUAAAAUUUACAGAUAAAAAUUUCAAACAACCAAAUUGUUUUUGAUUGAGCAUGCAUGCCUACCGUAUAUUGUUACCCAGUGAAACUGACGAUAGCCGAUUUAACUCGCGCGAAAAGCAUAUGCUCAUGCACAGACUCAGUUCAGCCAUAUAAUAAACCGAUUAUUGACCUCGCUUGUUCGGUCUGUACUGUGAAAUAUCAGACCUCUGUUUUUCUCAUGGACCUCGCUCCUUCCUCGCUCGGUCCAUACUAAAAAACCUCUGUCUAAUAAUUCAGGGUACAGACCUCACGCUCGGUCAAUAAGCCGUUAAUAUAUGAGCAUUUAUUACAAUUUAAAUUAAUAUGCUAAGACCUAAGUUGCUAACAUUAGUAACAUAUAGAAUUAAUUAAUAUUAUCCAAUAUCCAAUUUAUUGAUUAAUUGAAUAGAUUUUGUUAACAGUGAAGGCUGUGAAGCACAGUUCAUGCCUAAUAGGUAGGGAUGCACCGGUCUUCAUUAUGACAUUUAACGCUUGUCAAUCUUUUUAUUCUAACAUUUGCGAGGUCUCUCCUUGAUGACUUGAAGUGUCUGCCUGUCUGGCAGCGGACAAAGUAACAUGUGACUAUAUAUGGCUUAAUAAAUUAGUUCCGGUCGGAUCCGGUUCCGGCCGGAACUUAAAAAACUGGUUCCGGUGCACCCCUACUAAUAGCUGUACGAGUCAAAAUGUAAGUGCUGUUAAACCAACUAAAUUUUAUGACAGUGUUUUCAAACAAAAUAACCGCCCCCGGCCUAAAUUUUAUAACAAUGUUUCCAAAGAAAAUAUUUCCCCCAGGCCUAGGAUCCAAGAAAGGCUAGAAUUAUUUCCAGGUCUGCUUAAACGGAACAAUGAUUUCUGAUCGCUAUAGCCUAAAGUAUAUAAAAUAAAUGAGUGAAACAUGUUAUAUCACAAGCCAGGCUAGGCAUACAGUAGUACGUGUUUAUCUCGACAGCUACUGGUCAAUAUGAUGACAUCAAAACUAUUACCUUGUAGCUGUUUCAAAUUUGGAAUUGGGUAACAACAUUUUAAACCCUUCAGUUAUCCCCAAGAAUCACUGGCGUUCCCAGCCUGAAAAAAGGGUGGACACAUUCUCAGGCCACGCCAAUGUCAGGGAUAGUUUUAUGAUCGCGAGCACAUUUACUCAGGUCAAAAAUUGUUACGAGAUGGCGCCAACUCAUUAUUUUUAAUCAAUUUUCAAUCAAAAUAUUUCGAGAAGUAUAAGAGGUUUUCGAUGUGAUUUAAAAGUUCUUUCAAAUAAAACAAACUAAUAUUUUUUGCCAUGUCCCUUAACCCAUUAAGCUGCACAGCUUCCCCAUUGAAUAAAAUUGUAUGGCAUUAGGCAAGUAAAAAAAUAAGUAAGGCGCAUUGCGGCUCAAUGGGAGACAUUGUCAGAUUUUUUGGUUAACCCAUUAAGCUGCAGAGCUUCCCCAUUGACGAGUAAAAUCGCCUGGCGUUAGAAAAAUUUUAAAAAAUAAGCAGGGAUCGAGCACCCAAUUCACAUGAACUCAUUUUCUACGACAAAUUUUUGUGACAAUUUUUUGUUGUUUGCAUUCAAGUCCAAUAUGUUGCAAAUUGUCCACAAUUUGUGGCAAGUUGUCCAUGACCGAAAACAGCCAAAGUUGCUGUGUACACGAGAAAAAAGUUGUCGAAGAAAAUUUGUUCGCCGUGUAGAAAAGGCUUUUGUAUAAUGACAAAAAGAUGGUUCGUAACCAAACCGAUUUAAAAUAUUAAAACAUAUUUGUUUAACAGUCAGACCCAGCCGAGUUGAUUGAAACUGCAAAACGGGCUUUGGCAAAAGGAGAAUUAGAGGUCGCUGAAAAAUACUCGGUUAAGGCCAUGCGGACAGUUAUGUUGGACAACUCAUACAAAAGAAAUCCAGAGCCGUAUCGCUACUUAGCUGAAGUCCUAGAGAGGAGAGCAGAAGACAAAAAUUUGGAGUUGCCGCGGAGACAACGAUUUCUGCUUCAAGCUGCAUCAUUGUAUAACUUUGUGCGCAAUUUUUUAAAAACAGAGGACGUGGAAGGCGAAUUGUCGAAAACGCUGUCGAAAAUCGUCCCUCGUAAGUUACUUGAUAUCCAAGACAACAUGGUUGAAAUGGUUGGAGGAAAUCCUCUUCACUGUAAAUUUAAUUCAGAGCUUAAAGAAAAUGAGCUGAAAAAUUUAAGGAAUGAGGUAAAACAAUCGUUGGAGUCUAUGGAGUGCCGUAGAUCGUCUAAGAACACAGAAUCAUUGAACAAAUGUGAUGUGCGACAGAUGCUCAAAGAUGAAACCGAGGAGAUAGAAAGACUAUCUGAUACAAUUUCGGUUGGAAUGAAGCUGUUCUUGGCAACGAUAGUUAACGAAUGUUUGGAGUUACUUGGAACACCACCUUGUGAUCAUGAAGUCAUUGUCCUUGGGUCUUUAGCGAGAAAUGAAAUGACGCCAUACUCCGAUUUCGAAUGGGCUAUUCUCACAAACUCAGAAGAGGAAGAAUGUAAAGUUUUCUUUCGAAAUUUAACAAACCUGGUUCAUUUGCAGGUAGGCAGAGUCUUUGUAUAGUCGUAUAAUUUUCAGUAGUCUUAUGUUUUUAUUAUAUUAAACCCCAUAUACAGGUGACCAAGUUUUCCUUGACAAGUAUUACUUGCUGAUCUCGUGCGUACGGCAAAAAAUUGACAAUUUUUCUUUGUCAACGAGCCUUGUCAGUCCAAAAACUAGUCAAGUAUUUACUUGCAUGCUUGCGCCAAACGUGCGCUACUAGAUAUUUGCCUCGACGUUCUGUGUCUCGGUAAAUAUCCAUCAUUAUUAUUAUUAUUAAAACUCUAUUUACACACGGAGUCUAUUUCACAGAAUGUACUUUUCCAUGUAGCCGUGCACAUUAAAAAUAUCUACGUAUCACUAUUACAAUUACAUAAUACUAUUACAAUUACAAAUUACAAUUACAACUAAGAAUCACAAUACUAAAGAAAAGUAGAAGAAAAUUAGGAUUGUCUAGUAAUAUUUUUGAAAUUAACUACAGAUGUAGCAUUUACAGCUUCGACAGGUAGGCUAUUCCACAGGACGGUUGCUCUAUAAGUAAAACUUUGCUUAAGGGUGAUUGCUAGAUAGUAUACUUCAAAAUAAGGUUUCCGUUUUUAUAACGUAGAAAAAACUAUCCUAACGCAAAACUAAACCCUAACACUAAUACUAACCCUAACCCCAACCUAACCCUAACCUAAACCCUAACCUAACCCUAACGUACUAUCUAGCAAUUGCCUUUUCUUAAGAAACUCAGCCAAAGGUCUUGGGACAAAAAGCUUAGAAUUUUGUAGCGUGAAACUUGUGGCGUGUGGAUAUAAACAUACAUUUAGUUUUAAGAGCAUUUAAGCUUAGUUUAUUAGCAUCGAACCAACUUUUUAGGAUAUUUAAGUCGCUGUCCAUAGCAGAGAAAACUUGAUUGUAGUCUUUAUCCGCAUAUGUCAAAUUUGUGUCAUCAGCAAAAAGGCGGCAGUCAGACAUGAGAUUACAAUCUGGUAGAUCGUUAAUAUAUAUUAGGAAUAGGAGAGAAAUAUUUUGCGAUGAUAUAUUAUUAAUAGCAGUAUAACUUGAGUUGGUUCAGAAAGAUCAAGAGUAUUGUUACUGAAACCAUAGCAUGAGAGUUUUUUUAAUAGAAUAUUGUGAUCAAUUAUAUCAAAAGCUUUCUUAAGGUCAAUGAACAGGAUUCCAUUAAUUAAUCCAUUGUCCAUAUUAGUAUACCAUUGAUCAGUAGCAUCAAGUAAUGCAGUCAAUGUGGAAUGCAAGGGUCUAAAACCAGAUAUCAGAUUAGAAAGAAGAUUGUGUGUAGUUAAAUAUUCAUACAUUUGGUCAACGAUUACUUUCUCAAAAUUUUUAGGAAUUACAGAUAAGACAGAUAUUGGUCUAUAGUUGUUGGGAUUCAUUUUGCAAACCUCCUUAUGAACAGGAGUGACUCUAGCACAUUUCCAAUCAUUCGGCAUAGUGCGACUACGAAUAGCUAAAUUGAUGAUAUAAGUCAGUGAUUCAAUUGUCGUAGGCGCGCUCAACUUCAAGAGAAAAACUGGAAUGUUAUCAAAACCACUAACUUUUCGCGUAGACAGCUUCUCAACUAAUUUUAGAAUGUCAGUUAUGCUUGUUUCACUGACUUCAAAAUGGCUUGAUGCGCGUUGAGAGAUGCGAUCGUAAUCAAUAUUUUCAUUUUGCGAAUCAAUCUCAGCCGCUAACCUAAGUCCUAUGCUUGUGAAGUGAGUAUUGAAAGCAUUACUGAUCUCCACUGGAUUACUGAUCUCAGUGUUGCCAAUCAGAACUUUCGUACUUGUUUUUAGAGAGUAAACUAUUAAUACCUUUCCAGGUAUUCUUUGUAUGACCCUUAUUAUCGUCGAAGAAAGAACCAUAAUAGUGGCUUUUUGUUGUUUUUAAUUUGUAAUUCACUAGAUUUUUUAAAUUUUUUAAUUAUUCCAAGCUAUUUCAUCAUUAGUUAUUACUGCAAUUCGUUUCAAUUUAUCCCUUUCCCACAUUAUAUAAUUAAUUGCUUAAUUAAUUGCUUAUGAAUAAUUUUUAAAUAUAGUAGUCUCCUCGCAUGUGCUUUUACGCUGCUGUCCGAUUGCUUAUUUCCCUUUUAAGAUAGUCUCUAAGUAGCGAACUUCGUUCCAAAGUUUUCAAUUACAUUUGGAAGUUUGCCAUUUGCCAACGAAUUUUACAACACGUAACAGAAACCUUAUUUGAAAUCAACUGCAAUAAAGCGUAAAAUGCAUAAUACAAUAGUUGAGGGGACGAAAAUGGGGGGGGGGGGAUAGGUGAAAAAGUAUAGAAUAAACAAAGGAGGAAAGGAAGACAUUUAGCGAUGAAAAAGCUCUGGUGAACCGAAGGGUGGGAGCAGAGAAAAACAAAAAUAAGUGGAAAAGAAUCCAGGGCAGGAAGUAUACCAAAGAUAGAAAUACUUUUGAGCAAUCUUUACCUCACUUUAGGUUAUCAACCUGGGAGAAACCAUUUUACCUGGUAUGAAUAUCGAAGCAAUUAAAGAGGCAUGGUUUUAUGAUGACAUAACGACAAGAGGAGUUUCGUUUGAUGGAUUUCUUCCACAAGCGUGCAAGACGCCUUUAGGAAAUAUGCUUUUAGGAAAUACACCGGAAUUUGAGCUGAUUCAUACACCAGAGCAAAUGGCAGAUUUCCAGAACAACGAUUGGUAUCGCAAUAAUUGGAAAUUAGGAGACACAAUGUUGACCUUUUCCCCUCUGCAACCGCAUAAACACAUAUUGGUUGAUGCUUAUCGAAAGGAGAUGGCUAAAAUCUUGUCUUUUCCUUGUGAUUCAGAAUGUUGUGAACAUGACGCUUCGUGUGGUGCUUGGCCUACCCGGGGAUCCUGCCGAGGAAUGAACACUCUUUGCGAAGACGUGUCUCGUUAUGGGGAUGUGAUGACAGGUAAUAACGUCUUGGACGAUGGAAAAAUUUAUGACGUGAAAAAGGAAAUUUAUCGUUUAACAGACCGUGUAUUUGCAGCAUUGGCGAAAUGUUAUGAAGUUGAUGCAAGCGGAACUUUUGCCAUACUUAACGAACUUUAUAGGAUGGAAAUCAUUUCGUCGGAAGCAAGAGAUGACUUUGCAAGUGCUUCGGCGAUAGCAAUUAAGCUAAGAAUAAGUACUUAUCUUAAAGCUGGAAAACAAGGGGAACAGUUCAUGCCAAAUUCAAACGAAGAAACAGGGAAGUUGACUUCAGUUUGCUAUAUGCCAAAUAAUGAAGAACUGUUUCACUUUUUCUUCAUCGCCAUUCCUUUGUAUGAAGAGUUACAAAAGUUCAAGGCGGCCGGCAUACCGCCGUCGCUUAAACAAAGUUCAUUCUUUGACGAAUCUGACGUCACGAUGGGUCAUAUAUAUUGUCGCUUGUUAAAGUACAAGGAAGCUCUUGAAUGCUACAACCGUGCUCUUCAACAGGAUCCAGAAAACCUGAGUAUUGAAAUCCGUCGAAUAAGUAUUGCACUUUGUAUUACAAAGGGCACAGAAGAGAUGGAUGAGAUUCGAGAAAAUUUGGAUAUCUUGUUAUGUAAGAUAGACCAAAGUUGGUCAGAGCCGCAUCAGAAAACCACAGCAUUUGUCAAUCGCUUGGACUUCCAGGAAAUUCGGCAACUGCUAGAAGUAUUGCCUUUGGCUUCCUCGUUUUUUGAUUGUCCCAAAUAUUUUGAAUUGGCAGGAAACAUUCUGUUCCAAAAUCUGGCGGUAGAUGGAAGCGAAUACAGUGCUAGAAGAGAAUUGCUCAUGAUGGUAAUCGCGUUUGCGAGACAUUUGCCCGAGAGUUCUGAUCAGCAGCACAUAAUUGACGCCGUAACUUCUGAAAUGACAUUCUUACUUGACAAAGAAGGUGUGAGCACUAAAAGUAUUCUGUGGUUAAAUAGGCUUGGUGAGUUUCUAUUUGAAAUGCAUAAAAUUGACAAGGCUUAUCGUUGUUUUCAAAGAGCAUUGAGUAUGGAGCGACUCCUUUACCAAACCAAACCAAAUAUAAAUACGAUGACAUCUUUAUAUUUUCUUGGGAUGACCUCAUUCUUCUUGGCAAUGUACAGAGAAAGCAAAUUUUACAACGAAUCGUUGGUGCAACUGUUUGAAUCAUUUGGUGGACCUAAUGCUAGAUUAAUGGUUAAGAUAGCUUAUUUCCAGUUAGGGUUGAUGAGCUACGUAUUGGGAAAUUCUGCGGAGGAAUCUGUGUGUUACUUCGAGAAAAGUUUAAAGGCAACCACUGCAGGCAGCCGAAAUGAUAAAGAAUUAAGAUUAGAUUGUAUUUUCUACUGUCAGUUAGCGACUACAUGGCAUGCUCAACACAACCAAGAGCAAGCGUGGGAGUCUGCUUUGGAUGGAAAGGCCUGCCUGAGAAAAAUUGUUGGAGUACAAGAAAGAGUAAACAUGACUUGUCUGCUCGCUGACACCUUGGCUAAAAUACAGAAAACAAAUGAAGGAAUUGAAAUAUUGGAGGAAGAGGUUCAAGAACUUACUUCCCAGUCUCAGACGGAAGAAAAGGCCUUGUGUCUGAUGAAGCUUGGUAAACUUUGUUUUGAGCAAGGUUUGCCGUCAGAUGCUGAGAAUUAUUACAAACGUGCGCUAGAGGUUAUGGUUGAUAUGCAGGAUAAUAAGAAUAUUUUUGACAUCUUGGAGUGUCGUAUUGGCAUUUCAAAAGCCAUUAUGAUGGAUAACAGGGUAUCUGAAGCAAAAAUAAUUUUGGAUCAAGCUUUCAUUUUAGCCAAAAAAUUGCAUGGGAGUUUGGAAAAAAUGUAUUUUGUUCAAGAUAUGGGAAAAUUCUGCGAAAAUAUUGGGUACAUCAGUCGUGCUCGAGAAUGCUUUGAUGAAGCCUUAAGAACGUACAAAGAGCUAUCGAACGUCGCCAAGAAACCCCCGUUCAUGGAGGUUUCAUUCGAGCUGAAGCUUGGAAAGUUGGCUAAGAACGCUUGUAUUAUUGACUCAGCCAACCCUGAAAUUGCGAUGCAGGCUCAGCGAAGUCAUUAUGAUCGCGCGGCUGAAGCAUUACGGCAACAUCUAGCAACUGGACAAGUUAACUCGUUAACUGUUGAGAGGUUUUUAGAAUUGGCUGUAGCGUACAAGUCAGUAGACUUCAAUGAAGCGGUAAGACUUUUGUUGGAAACUUUAAAUCUUAGUGAAGUGGUAUACGGAAAAAAUAAAUCAAAUCAGACGGUUAUCGAGAUACUUGAAGAGCUUUCGGACGCGUACCGCGAUACAGGAGAUGUGAAAGCCUCUAUAAAGUGUAGAGAGCUUGUAAUAAGGAAGGAGAUGGAUCUGUAUUUAUCAAAUCCAUUUCAUGAAUCUAUAUGCCAGAAUUUGAUUUUGUUGGCCACUGGUUCCUUCGCAUAUCCCGUUAGUAUUGAUACUGUCGAACGUGCUUAUGAAUUUCUUUUAUCUGCUCAGAAAGACAAAGCUCCAACAAACAGUACCGCAAAAACAGCCGCUGCCAGAUGUUUCACUUGUCUAGGUAUAUUAUUUUAUAAUUUAGGUGACCUGGAAAAAGCUGAGACUGUGAACGAGAUGGCAAGUCAGUUAUUUAGCGAAAUUCAGGAAAGUGUUGAAAGAGAAAAACUACCGUUCAAAACAACGUGCGACAUCAUGAAAGAAAUAUUAUCCUCGCAGACGAUAUCACCGUUUGAUGUGAUAAAACUUUCCAACUCUAUUACGACAGCAUUUGUUGCUUUGCGGCGACAAGAUAACUUGGCUGAAGGCUCAAAAACGUCGGAGAACUGUAACAAUGGUUGGGGAAAUGUAGAGUUGUUCAUUCCAAGUUCCGAUGUUGUGAAGCCUCGAGAAAUUGGCUCUUCGGAUCCUAAGACUUUAGACCUUCUGACGCAAACUGUGUCCCAAAUUGAUCUCCAUGUUGAACUUGACUCAUUUCCUGAUGAUGCUUCACUCAAUCCAGGAUUGUCCAAUCUAGAAGUAAAACGACUUUUUCAGUUAGAUGCUCUCGAGCAUAACCGGAAGAUAGGCAAUGUCCAUCAGGCUGCAAAAAUACACGCUUCUCUUCAAGCUGAUGAGUUAUCUUUUUAUGAAAGCUCUCCCUUUGAUGCUGUUGACAAGUUAAUCAGCGACGCAGUCAGAGCAAAAGAAGACAAUAGACUUAGUAGUGGUAUUAGAUCUUUAGAUAUUGCUGUACAGCUGUCAUCUAACUGGAGACGAAAAACCAAGAUUCUUAAAUUGCGUGGGGAAUGUUAUUUAUCCAGGGGCGAUUUCCGAAACGCUGCAAUUAAUUUCAAUGAAGCCAUUUGCGUUUAUUCCAGCGAGACAGUGGGAAAUCGUGAUGACCUGUGUGAAUAUUCAGAAGUGGCGAUUGGUUUAAUAAAAACCGAGAUGCUGUGCCAGAAUGUAGCAGGUGCAUGGGUGGAAUGUCAAGAGGCGAUAGAACUGGUGUUUGAUCAUGAGCAUAGCGAAUCCGUGCAUCUGCAAGCGAUAGAGUUGCUUUACCUUCAAGCAAAAUGCCUGGACAUUUUGUCAGACAGUGCAGAAAGCAAAGAUGUUGAGAUUGCCCUAAGUUGCUCUCUGUGCCAACAAGCUAAUUUUAUCUUGAGCCAGACAACGAACUCCGUUGAGCAAGCGGAAGAACGUGGAAGCUCGGGAGCUGAAAAAUUUUUAGCCUUGAAGUGUGAAGUGCAGCUGUUGUUGGCGGCAGUUUUCCGAAAGUUGCAUAAAGAAGAAGAAGCUGGUAAAAUUUUGGAAGAGAUGGAGCAAUUUUUUUUAAAUAUUGCCGACAAAUUUGAAUUUCUAGAAUGUGGUCGCCUAUUUUCAUGGAUUGGUCGAGUGUUAGUUAUGCGUGAUAAAAUAAAGCGAUCUAUUACUUGGCUGAGUAAGUCACUCUUGGCGUUUUUCUCAGCUGCUCUUCCCGAUAUGUUGUCAUUUUAUGAAGAAUUUCUUCCUUUGCUGCAGGCAAUUACGGUUACCAAAUCCAGUGGUACUAGUCACGAAAGUCGCUCUCCGUUUCAACAGGCUCUUGAUAUGUGCAAAGAAGUGUCGGUAAAGCAUGGCAAUGAUUUAAACAACGUCUACGAGUUUUUAAAAACAUUGGCAAAUAUCUACAUGGGCCUCGGUCGCACUGAAGAAGCAAUUGUUGUAGCAGAAACUGGUUUAGAAAUAUGCGAUUUGAUGGGGGAUACCAAUGUCACUGAUCGAAUAAACAAUCGCGGCAGAAUGUUACUUUAUCUGGCCCAAAUGCACCAACAAAAUUCAACUAACUCGGCCUUUGAUAGAAACAAGGAGCUAAAUCUUGCAGAACGCUAUUACCUUACCGAUCAAGACUCAGCAGCGGAAUUUGGUCUUCAAACGAACCUAAGCUACGCCAACUUUCUAUGUGAACAAAAGCGUUUUGUGGAUGCUGAUGCUGUGCUUCGUGAUAUGAACAAUUUAGGCCAAGAACUGUCGGAUAAGUUUGUGUAUUGUGCCUAUUUUUCACGUGUCUUUUAUGGUCCGGGCAUACAGAAAAGCGUCGAAGUUGACGGCGAGCUAUUGUCAACUGUUGAACAUUGUAUGUACAGCACAAUGGUCCGAGUGUUUGUUGGAAUGGGAAAGAAAACAGAUGCAGUCGCUGCGUGCGAGAAACUAACAGCCAACCCACUAGUUGUUCAUGAUACAAUUCACGAGAAACGUCCUUCUAGUAUCCCGUACCUUAUCGAGGCCUGUCAUCGCGAGUUGUUGUCUCUUUUGAGUGACGAAGACCAAAAACAACUUCAGAAUUGUGAAUUUCCGUUAUCUCCAGCAAAUAUUUUCAAAUUGUAUUACAUGCUUAACGAAUACACCUUGGCACUAAAAUACUACACGGACGAGACACAAUCACCCGAUAUGAUCGAAAUGUGUAACACAAUGUUCCGAGUGUUUGUUGAAAUGGGAAAGAAAAGAGAAGCGGUAUCUGCGUGCGAGAAACUGACAGCUAACCCAGUAGUUGUUCAUGAUGCAAUUCACAGGGAACCUCCUUCCAGUACCCCAUACCUUAUCGAAGCCUGCCAUCGCGAGUUGUUGUCUCUUUUGAGUGAUGAAGACCGAAAGCAACUUCAGAAUUGUGAACUUCCGUUAUCUCCAGCAAGUAUUUUCAAAUUGUAUUACAUGCUUAACGAAUACACCUUGGCAUUGAAAUACUACACGAACGAGACACAAUCGCCCGACUUGAUGGAAAUGAAAAUUUCAUGCUUGCGCUUAGCUGGAAAUGAAUUAGUGGAAAUGGGUAGAGUAGAUGAAUCAGAUUCAUACUUCACGCAAUUUCUUGCAAUGCUUCAAACUAAAGAGGGAUUUCUGGACCAGCCCUUUCAUGCUCAAUGCACAACCCUUGCACGAUAUUCUUCUGCAAAUCAAUAUUACAUUUUCCGCUCGUUGGGACGUAUAAUGGAACGCGAAAGAGGGAAUCUUGAUGGUGCAACUCAGUGUUAUGAACGAUGCCUUGAACUGGAUACGGAUUUGAGCCUUGACCAAGACCUUGUGGCAACCCUGCAUGAGCUUUAUCGAUCAAAGGCGUUAACAGGUGAUAUAGAAAACCAAGAUUCCUGCGAACGGCUGAUGAGCCAUGAUUUUGAUUUGUUCCAGGAGCUGUUUCAAGAGUGUGCCGAAUUGUCAAUAUUUGAAGAAUGGUCGUUUGCGUCAAGUUUGUUGGAAUUGGAAUGUUAUCAUGAAGCUGUUGAACAUUUUGAAAAUGUUAUUAAAACAGCAGAUGACGAGCCUAUGGUCUAUACGGACGUAGACAAGCCGUCGAUCGACGUUUACCUUCGUCGUGAGAUUGAAACUAGUGGCAGUAUUACCAUCCCAGUGAAAGUUCACGCUUUCUACGAGUUAAUUUUAACUUAUAUGAAAUUGAAUGAAGUGGGAAAAGCCCAAGAAGUUGCGCUUGGAUUGGAGAAUUAUGUUGAACGCUUUCAAUUAACUCCAGAGUAUUCUCUGGCUCUGUCUACUGUAGGAUAUGCCAACAAACUAAUUGGAAACAAACAAAAAGCCGCGGAGAUAUUUGUUUCGGUAUUGGAAAUCAACCCGGGGCAUUUACCGGUCACAGAAGCAUUGGAAAGCCUCUGUGUGUGA